This is a messenger RNA of Triticum turgidum subsp. durum (durum wheat), 1992 nucleotides long. Lineage: Eukaryota; Viridiplantae; Streptophyta; Magnoliopsida; Poales; Poaceae. The record is from the annotation of a GenBank genome assembly.
AUGACAUGCCGAGCGUGCUGCCCCGCUCCCCCGGCAAGGUGCCGGCAGCCGGGUGGCGGCACCCUUGUUCUCCCGGCGGCUUCCCACUUCGUGCCAGGGAUUCGCUGCCACCAGUACCCAAAAAGCCCUCCUCGCCUCACCUUUGCCCACGCCGCCAAACACGCCUGCAGGCUUGCUUCCACUGAGGCACGCCGCCUCCAGGUCUGUCCACCUUUCCUCCACUGGACUGGCGUGCGGACUCGGAAGAUUUCUUCAUGUUUCGCUUGCAAAGCAACUGGUUUGCACAACUUGCUAAACAAUGACACUAUUCAGGAUGAAUUUGAUUCUGAGAGAUCGGCGUCUCCUUUCUCGGUUGCUGGAUUUUUCAGCAGGAUGUCAUUCUGGUGGAUGAAUCCCUUGAUGAAGAAGGGUUACAGAAAGCCUCUUGAAGAGAAAGACAUACCUGCGUUGGAUGUUGCAGAUCAAGCAGGCACUCAGUACUCAAUGUUUGUGGACAAAAUCAAUGCUAAGCAAUCAUCUCUUUUCUGGGUAAUUGUUUCAUGCUACAAAAGGGACAUUCUGUUUUCUGGGUUCUUCGCAUUGCUCAAGGUACUCACUCUAUCUUCUGGUCCGUUGCUCGUAAAGGAAUUUAUCAAUGUAUCCUCAGGAAAAGAAGCUUUCAAGCAUGAAGGUGUUGUUAUAGCACUUGGACUUCUUCUGUCUAAAUGCUUGGAGUCAUUAGCCCAGAGACAGUGGUAUUUUCAAACACGGAGGGUGGGAAUCCAAGUGCGGUCACUCUUGUCAGCUUCUAUUUACCGAAAGCAACAGAAAUUAUCAUGCUUUGCCAGUAUAAAACAUUCUUCUGGAGAGAUAAUGAACUAUCUCAUAGUAGAUGCGUACAGGGUUGGGGAGUUUCCUUUCUGGUUCCAUCGGACAUGGACUACCGGCUUCCAACUUGGCAUUGCCUUGGCAGUACUAUACGAUGCAGUUGGUCCUGCAACAAUAGCAUCUGUUCUUGUUAUAAUGCUUACUGUUCUACUGAAUGCCCCUCUGGCCAGGCAACAGCAAGAUUUCCAGAAGAAACUCAUGGAAGCUCAAGACAUGAGGUUGAAAGCUAUGUCUGAGUCUCUUGUGAACAUGAAGGUCCUGAAGCUUUAUGCAUGGGAGGCCCACUUCAAGAGUGUUAUAGAACAUCUUAGGGAGUUGGAGCUAAAAUGGUUGUCAGCAUUCCAACUAGGAAAAGCAUAUACUAGUGUUGUCUUCUGGGCAUCACCUGCACUUGUUUCAGCGGCAACAUUUAUCGCAUGCUAUUUUCUGGGAGUCCCACUUAAUCCUAGCAAUGUAUUCACCUUUGUAGCUGCACUGCGCCUUGUUCAGGACCCUAUCAAUCAUAUUCCAAACGUUAUUGGCUCUGUAAUUCAAGCAAGGGUUGCAUUCUCUCGGAUAAGCAGUUUUCUUGGUGAAUCUGAGCUGCCAAAGGAUCAAAUUUCGAUGGAGCAUUGUGUGUGUAGUCAGUAUCCUAUAGUAUUCAAAUCUGGCUGUUUCUCAUGGGACAGCUCAGGAAAUCCAAAUCCGAGGAAUAUUAAUUUGGAGGUGAAAGCAGGAACGAAGGUAGCAAUCUGUGGCGAGGUUGGCUCAGGAAAAUCCACUCUUUUGGCAGCUAUUCUGGGAGAGGUCCCAAGGACAGAAGGAAUGAGUCAUGUUUGUGGGAAAAUAGCAUAUGUUUCUCAGGAUGCAUGGAUUCAAACAGGAACUUUGCAGAACAUACUUUUUGGGUCUAACAUGGACAAGCAAAGAUAUGAAGAGACUCUCCGGCGGUGUUCUUUGGUGUAUGACCUUGAAAGCUUGCCUUUUGGUGACCGUACUCAAAUUGGGGAAAGAGGAGUUAAUCUUAGUGGAGGACAGAAGCAACGUGUCCAAUUAGCUCGCGCAUUGUAUCAUGAUGCAGAUAUAUAUAUCUUUUGGAUGAUCCUUUCAGCUGCGUUGAUGCACAUACUGCUUCAAGUCUUUUAA